ACCAGGAAAGAGUCCACUGUAGAUAUUCUGGUAUCCAAGCCAAAUUAAAAGGCGUCGUGGCUAAAAACGGCAACCUGGGCAAGGUGCCAUGGCAACCAUAGCAACGACAUGACAUCCAAACAGGCACAAAUGCAAACGUCUCUUUGCUACCAUUUACCACCAUUCGCCACCCACCGAGGACAACGACCGGGACGACAAAGGCCCUGGGAGCUGCAUAACGAGCAUCGGUGACGAGCAGUGUGUGUACAGCACUAAGCCAUUCAUCGCGCAGUUACGUCGGGGAUCGCAUCUUGCCAUGGCAUCUGCAGUUCUUCCGGAACCAAAAGGCGAGCGCCCAGUAUCACUCUCUGUUGACGGUCGCCCCUCGUCGUCGCCAUUUCCAUCGCCAGGCUCACCCUUCCUGCCGCCCCCAAUGCCCAGUGUCCAUGAAUUUGCCAUACCAAGUUCAAAAAACAAGCCAAAAUCUCAGGAAAGAUACACACUUCCAUCAGACACCAUGCCAGCCUCGCCAGUCUGUGUUUUUUCCCCAAUAACGCCGACACCGCCGGCGGCACCUGAGCCGUCGGUAACGACACCAACGACGCCCAUGCCGGUUAUACCACCAAAAGCGAGCCGGAAUUCAGUAUCUUCACUUGCGUCGAAUCGACCAGCUCCUCCCUCACCGGCGAUGUCUCGCCGUGCCUCAGGUUCUAUCGCGUUGUCCGUGACUUCUGUGACCUCCUCUUCAAAGAAGCGCGUCGUUGCUGAGAUCUGUAUACGUGAUUUUGGGUAUCCUGCGACAGACGAACGGCACCGGGGGCUAGGGCCAGACGUACCCAAGCCUAAUCGACCGGCUGUCAUCAACCGUCUAGAAGCAGACAGCGACAAGGAGGAAGACAAAGAUGAAGACGACGAAGGGGACGAAGGCUGGUCGCGUUUCAGAUGGGGUAUUGGUCGGCUCAGCUGGAAUUUCGGUGCUAGCCAUCCUUCGUCGUCAUCGUCGCCUUCUGCGGGUGGGUCUGGAGGCGAUGGGUUUCCGAGCAAAUCGGAUCUGGAACGGAAUUUUGUCGAGGCCGAUGAUGAUGAUGACCACGAGGAUGAAGACGAGUUUUACGACGUCGAAGAAGAAGAAAGUGUAGAUGAGCCGUUGCUACCAGGUUUAUAUAAGGCGCUGUAUGCCUUUGAGCCGGAGGGUACUGCGGAGAUGGCGCUGGAGGAAGACCAGAUCGUCAGGGUGGUAGGUCGAGGAGGGGGAGUAGGUUGGGCCGUUGUCGUCGUGGAUAAAGAGAAGAACAAGGCUAUGCAGCAACAGCAUGCCUUGGUUCCGGAGAGUUAUCUGGAGUUGGUCCAGCUAGACGAGAAUCGUUAGCCGGCGUCCUCAUCCGCAUUGUAGCGUGCAGGCGCGCGUGUACAUCCGUCCUCACCAACUGCCUGUUUCAUUUUCUGUUGCAUUACUGAUUUCUUUUGUUUCAAACAUUAUCCUG
Guyanagaster necrorhizus is the source of this 1463-nucleotide messenger RNA. RefSeq lists its product as uncharacterized. The record is from RefSeq and is a predicted model, not a curated record. Bases 296 to 1348 code for a protein of 350 amino acids. Gene Ontology annotation, molecular function: protein binding. The transcript is spliced from 3 exons. Lineage: Eukaryota; Fungi; Basidiomycota; Agaricomycetes; Agaricales; Physalacriaceae.